AUAUAUCUUGUUGGUCCUCAUACUUUUGCAGCAGAUCAUUAGGAUUUGAACAAAGAUCAUCAUGUAUAGGUUAGCUGUAAUUUCGUUGGUAUUAGCCAGUGCUUCGGCGCAUGUUACUUAUCAAACUAUGAUACCAAACGGUGAUAAAGUACCAGACCCUUGCGGUAAUGGAGUAUGGCUGGCUGUUGGUCAUUACGACCCUUUACAUCAUACUCAUGACAAAAAUAGAUUUGGAUUGGACUUUGCUGCCGCUGGUCACAAAUGGACAGUUGCUUUAUGUCAAAAGGACAGCGACAAUGACGGCAAAUCUAACGGAGAAGAAUUAGGAGACCCAACCUGUGUCUGGACUAUGGGUGCAACGCCUACACGGUCAGCAAGCAGUCAUCCAGGCAUAUGUAACCCUGUUGGAUCCUGUAUUGGGCAGUCAUUUACCUGUGGAUGUCACGGACAUAACUGUGUCGGAAAAUAAAUCGAUUGUGUAUUAUUCUCCAUUCCAUUUAUUGUUAAACGUUGAUUAUAAAACAAAUAAA
Ruditapes philippinarum (Manila clam) is the source of this 530-nucleotide messenger RNA. Its product is annotated as temptin-like. The coding region runs from base 62 to 469 and encodes 135 amino acids. Lineage: Eukaryota; Metazoa; Mollusca; Bivalvia; Venerida; Veneridae. The record is from RefSeq and is a predicted model, not a curated record. The transcript is spliced from 4 exons.